AUGACUACUCACCUCACUGAGUCACCUAGACCGACAAAUGUUGGUAUCCUAGCCAUGGAAGUCUACUUCCCUAAACGAUGCGUAUCUGAAGCUGAUCUAGAGACCUAUGAUGGAGUCUCUUCGGGAAAGUACACGGUUGGGCUAGGCCAGGAGUUCAUGGCCUAUACUGACGACAGGGAGGAUAUAAAUUCAUUUGCGCUAAGUGCUGUAUCCUCUCUCCUCGAGAAGUAUGACAUCGACCCAAGAACUAUUGGCCGCCUAGAAGUUGGUACUGAAACCCUCGUGGACAAGUCUAAGUCCGUGAAAACAGUACUUAUGGACUUGUUUGCUGCGUCGGACAACUUUGAUAUCGAGGGAAUCGAUUCGAAGAACGCAUGUUACGGAUCUACGGCGGCAGUGUUCAAUGCUGUAAAUUGGAUCGAGUCACGUUCAUGGGAUGGUCGCAACGCAAUUGUGUUUGCUGGUGAUAUUGCGGUAUAUGCUCCUGGAAAUGCCAGAGCUGUAGGAGGGGCGGGUGGGUGCGCUAUACUUAUUGGCCCGAACGCUCCAAUCGUUCUAGAGCCUAUUCAUGGGACGUACAUGGCCAACUGUUAUGACUUCUACAAGCCAAAUUUAUCAUCUGAAUAUCCUUCGGUCGAUGGUCAAGGGUCAAUUAUAGCAUACUUAAAGUCACUCGAUCACUGUUACGAUGUUUUGCGUCAGAAAUCGGUUCGGUUCGGGAACAACGGGGGCAAGCCACUGUCUUUGCAUGAUUUCGAUUAUCACGUUUUGCAUUCUCCAUACGGAAAGAUGGUACAGAAGGGACAUGCGCGAUUGUUAUAUAACGAUUUUUUAUCUGAUCCGAGCAACCCAAUAUAUGACAAAGUCCGCGACUUAGAGACUGCUCAAAGAUCCAAGGAUGAGACUCUUUCAGAUAAGGCCCUCGAGAGAGCAUUCAUCUCCAUCGCCAAGUCGAGCUACGAGGCCAAGGUCGCACCAAGUAUGACUGUUGCCAAGCGCUGUGGAAACUUGUACACGGGGAGCUUGUACACGGGUUUGGCGAGCCUACUCAGCAAUCUUCCAUCAAAUCAGAUGGUCGGCAAACGUGUGCUUAUGUUUGGAUUUGGAGGCGGCUGCGCGGCAUCGAUAUUUACUAUCCGCAUCGUUGAAUCCCCCGCAUACAUUGUCGAGAAGAUGAACCUAAUACAAAGAUUAUCUUCGAUGGAUGUGACCACCGUAGAGGACUAUCUCUUGGCCAUGGACCUACGCGAGCGAAAUCACAAUAAGGCCAACUGGAGGCCAGAAGGCGGAAUCGAUAAUCUGUUUGAGGGUGCAUACUAUUUAGACGUUACUGAUGAUCAGCGAAAGAGGUUCUAUCAUCGUCACUCCACCGCUUGCAACUGA
Molecule: messenger RNA, 1383 nt
Organism: Rhizoctonia solani
Lineage: Eukaryota; Fungi; Basidiomycota; Agaricomycetes; Cantharellales; Ceratobasidiaceae
Product: hydroxymethylglutaryl-CoA synthase
Exons: 6
Coding region: 1-1383 (460 amino acids)
Biological process (GO): acetyl-CoA metabolic process; ergosterol biosynthetic process
Molecular function (GO): hydroxymethylglutaryl-CoA synthase activity
Source: RefSeq, a predicted model, not a curated record